This is a messenger RNA of Aspergillus saccharolyticus JOP 1030-1, 1134 nucleotides long. Its product is annotated as ubiquitin C-terminal hydrolase 37. The record is from RefSeq and is a predicted model, not a curated record. The coding region runs from base 1 to 1134 and encodes 377 amino acids. Gene Ontology annotation, cellular component: cytoplasm. Gene Ontology annotation, biological process: ubiquitin-dependent protein catabolic process; protein deubiquitination. The transcript is spliced from 6 exons. Gene Ontology annotation, molecular function: cysteine-type deubiquitinase activity. NCBI's taxonomy places the organism in Eukaryota, Fungi, Ascomycota, Eurotiomycetes, Eurotiales, Aspergillaceae.
AUGGUUGAGGUGAAUGAUUGGAAGGGAUUCUGCGAACUAGAAUCUGAGCCUGCGCUCUUCAAUGUCAUGCUUCGGGAUUUUGGCGUCAAGGGGGUCAAGGUUGAGGAGGUUAUAUCUUUGGAUGAGGACAUGAUGGCGACGUUGAACAAGCCGGUGUACGGAUUGAUAUUCUUGUCCCGCUGGCGGGAGGAUGACCCAGAAAAACAAGAAGCAAGUUGCCCAGAGGGGUUGUGGUUCGCAAAUCAGACAGCGACGAAUGCCUGUGCCACUGUUGCUCUUCUGAACAUCAUCAAUAAUGUUGAAGACAUUGACCUUGGAGAUAAUCUGCAAUCCUUCAAAGAAUUUACUAUGCCCUUCACACCGGCGCUCCGGGGCGUUGCAAUCAGUAACUAUGAAUUUAUCAAGAGGAUACACAAUUCAUUUGCAAGGAAAAUGGAUAUACUCAACGCUGAUCACCAGCUCAAGACUGAGACAACAUCAAAGCGAUCUCGCAACCAAGUCGACCAAAAAGAUCUUGACACGAUCUACCAUUUUAUUGCCUAUGUUGCUGCAUUAGGUAGAGUCUGGAAAUUCGACGGGCUGGAACGUCAGCCCCAAGUGCUUGGAACUUGUCAACCUGACGAUGACUGGUUGGCCCUAGCUAAGCCUAAUAUUCUUACAAAGAUGAGAGAGUACGAAGAAGGUCAGAUCGAGUUUUCGAUUCUGAGUCUUAGCCAAGACCCGCUCCCUGGCCUGCUCACUGAGCUGGCGAUUAAUGUUAAGUCUCUCGAAGUGAUAAACCAGCGUUUGACAUCCACGGGCGGUGCACUAGCCUUCGAUGCUGUCAAUCAUCUCGGAAAAACGCUCUUGGAGGCUGAUGAGUCCUACACACUGUGCAGAGACAUGAUCGAUCGAGCGGCCAUCCCUGCAAGUCGAGAGCAGGAGUAUCGAACUUGUACAAUGUUGGACUUAGAAUCUCUAUGGAACAAGCUUACCCAUGAUCAGCGUCAAUUACGAGUGUCUAUCCGUGAAGAACAGCAAUCUCGGCAGGCUGACGAGAAUUACGCAGAGGGUCGGAGGUACGAUUACAGUCCUGCUAUUCGCACAUGGCUCCGACUCUUAGCCCACAAGCAAGUCAUUGAAAAGUUGUUGUGA